Molecule: messenger RNA, 1281 nt
Organism: Melanaphis sacchari
Lineage: Eukaryota; Metazoa; Arthropoda; Insecta; Hemiptera; Aphididae
Product: zinc finger protein 512B-like
Exons: 2
Coding region: 102-1142 (346 amino acids)
Source: RefSeq, a predicted model, not a curated record
GGGACGAUGGUACGCAUAUCUGCAGACUUGUAUAUAUAGUCCAUCGACCGUGUCCAACAGUCAUCAUUCAACGGGAUCGCAUCCAAUAAUCAACACUAAACAUGAAAUUCGCAACAGCUCUAGUCAGUUUGGCAGUCGUAGCCCUCGUCCAGGCCGAUGCGUCCAGUGACGAAAAGAAAACGACGAAACACGAAAAGAGAAGUUUGGGUGGCUAUGGAUUAGGACUUUCCGGUCUCGGCUACAGCUCUGGCCUUAGCUACGGAUCUGGUUUGGGCUACGGCUCUGGCCUCAGCUACGGAUCUGGUUUGGGCUACAGCUCCGGUUUGAAAUACCGUUCCGGACUGGGCUAUAGCUCCGGUCUCGGCUACGGCUCUGGUCUGAGCUACGGUUCCGGUUUAGGAUACGGUUCCGGUCUGGGCUACAGUUCCGGCCUGAGCUACGGUUCUGGUCUGGGCUACGGUUCCAGUCUAGGAUACUCCGCUGCCGCUGCUGCUCCCUUACCAACAACCGGCCCCAUUGUCCCGAUCUCUAAAGAAGUGCACAUCAUCAACCGACACGCACAACCCGUGUCCGCUCCAUACCCAGUGCCAGUAACCCAUGACGUAGCCGUCCCCGUACCACAUCCAGUGCCCUAUGCAGUCGACAAACCAUACCCAGUCCAUGUGCCCGCACCAUAUCCAGUUCCAGUCGAGAGGCCAGUCCCUUACGCAGUCGACAGGCCUGUUCCUCAUCCAGUGCCAUCGCCUUACCCAGUCCCGGUAGUCCGUGAUGUUCCAGUUCCUGUGUCCAAACCAUACGCAGUUCCAGUAGUUAAACGCAUUCCUGUACCAGUAUCUACUCCAGUUGUGGUGCCCGCCGUCCAACCAGUCGCACCAUUAGUCGCUUCCAGUUACAGCGCUGGAAUUGCAUCGCCCGCAAUUGGCUACAGCGCCGGAAUUGCAUCGCCCGCAAUUGGUUACAGCUCCGGUUAUGGAAUCGGCCACGCCAGCUCAUCAAUCGGUUACGGACUUGGAUCUUCUGCCAUCGGUUACGGUGCAUCUUCAUACGGUGCUGGUAGCUUGUACGGUAGUUCUUUGGGAUACAGUAGCCUAAGUGCAUCUUCAUAUGGACAUGGUGCCCACGGUUUGGAUUACAAGAAAUAAAACUCUCGAAUAAUUCGCCUACGUUGCACUGACGACGAAUAUACUUAGAUUAAUCUUUUACUGUGUAUAUUGUGUAUACACGUAUUAUGUUUUUAGAUAAUUAUUUCAAUUUUGUUUUUAUAGUUUCAAUUUUGUUAAU